AUGGCCAGCCGAAUCUUUACACCCAUGCUUCGCCAGGCUCUCCGAAUCUCACAGCGAAACGUUGUCGCAGCACCAUGCCGUCGUUUUCUGAACACUGAGACAGCACCUCACCUCUACUCUGCGCGCGCCAAAGUUGUCGGAGCACGGACAGGCCAUGUCGACGGUGAAAACCUCAAAGUGGAAUUGACAAUGGCCAAGGCUCUCGGUGGCGCAGGCGACAAGGGAAAAACCAAUCCCGAAGAGCUCUUCGCUGCGGGAUAUGGUGCAUGCUUCCAAUCCGCAAUGAAUGCUUCCGCAGCCUCGCUCGGCAUCAAGAUGCCCACCACGCCCAAAGACUCUAUUGUAGAAUCGACAGUCGAGCUUGUUGGCAGCAUGAAGGAACUCGACCUGGGGCUGCGUGUCAACUUGCUAGUCAAAGUACGAGGUCUCUCUGAGCAGGAACUAGAGAAAGUAGUCAACAAGGCAAGAGAAGUGUGCCCGUACAGCAGGGCAACACAGGGAAAUGUUCAUACGACUAUAAAGUGUGAGACUAUGUAG
Molecule: messenger RNA, 537 nt
Organism: Bipolaris zeicola 26-R-13
Lineage: Eukaryota; Fungi; Ascomycota; Dothideomycetes; Pleosporales; Pleosporaceae
Exons: 3
Coding region: 1-537 (178 amino acids)
Biological process (GO): response to oxidative stress
Source: RefSeq, a predicted model, not a curated record